This is a messenger RNA of Peronospora matthiolae, 198 nucleotides long. The record is from the annotation of a GenBank genome assembly. Lineage: Eukaryota; Oomycota; Peronosporomycetes; Peronosporales; Peronosporaceae.
AUGUCACAUCAAGGUUGUCGACGGUCACGCACUGUAUUGCUCGUGCUGGUCUACGUGGAUGACGUGUUGGUCACCGGCAGCUCGCUCGAGUUGAUUGCGCAGGCCGACCUCAAGACGCGUUUCGAGAUGACCGACAGUGGCAAAUUGUACUUUUGUACUGGGCAUCGAACUGGUGGAGCGAAUCGGAUGGCAGCGUGA